Molecule: messenger RNA, 7392 nt
Organism: Felis catus (domestic cat)
Lineage: Eukaryota; Metazoa; Chordata; Mammalia; Carnivora; Felidae
Gene: ITSN1
Product: intersectin 1
Exons: 40
Coding region: 291-5456 (1721 amino acids)
Biological process (GO): clathrin-dependent synaptic vesicle endocytosis; positive regulation of Rho protein signal transduction; intracellular signal transduction
Cellular component (GO): intracellular vesicle; cytoplasm; presynaptic membrane
Molecular function (GO): protein binding; calcium ion binding; guanyl-nucleotide exchange factor activity
Source: RefSeq, a predicted model, not a curated record
AUACGUGGGAGCGAGGGAGCAAGGGAGGGAGAGAAGGAGGUAGAGAAGAGCGGAGGAGAGGGGAGGGAGCGCAGCUUGGUUGCUCCGUAGUACGGCGGCUCGCGAGGGAGAAUCCCUAGCGGGCUCCGGGACGCACGGAGAGGCGGGCAGGCGGGCGGGGAUGGUGUGUUGGGCUGAGGCUCCUGCGUCCCUCUCCGCCGCAAGUGAGCUGCACUGAUUUGUCCCUGGGGCGGCAGCGCGGACCCGCCUGGAGAUGAGGCGUCGAUUAGCAAGGUAAAAGUAACAGAACCAUGGCUCAGUUUCCAACACCUUUUGGAGGCAGCCUGGAUAUCUGGGCCAUAACUGUAGAGGAAAGAGCAAAGCACGAUCAACAGUUUCAUAGUUUAAAGCCAAUAUCCGGAUUUAUUACUGGUGAUCAAGCUAGAAACUUUUUUUUUCAAUCUGGGUUACCUCAGCCUGUUUUAGCACAGAUAUGGGCGCUAGCUGAUAUGAACAAUGACGGGCGAAUGGAUCAAGUGGAGUUUUCCAUAGCUAUGAAACUUAUCAAACUGAAACUGCAAGGGUACCAACUCCCUUCCACACUUCCCCCUGUCAUGAAACAGCAGCCGGUCGCUAUUUCUAGUGCACCAGCCUUUGGAAUAGGAGGCAUCGCCAGCAUGCCGCCACUCACAGCUGUUGCUCCGGUGCCAAUGGGAUCCAUUCCAGUUGUCGGAAUGUCUCCACCUCUAGUAUCUUCUGUUCCUACAGCAGCAGUGCCUCCCCUGGCUAACGGGGCUCCCCCUGUUAUACAACCUCUACCCGCAUUUGCUCAUCCUGCAGCCACAUUGCCAAAGAGCUCUUCCUUCAGUAGAUCUGGUCCAGGGUCACAAUUAAACACUAAAUUACAGAAGGCACAGUCAUUUGAUGUGGCUAGUGCCCCUCCCGCGGCAGAAUGGGCUGUCCCUCAGUCAUCCAGACUGAAAUACAGACAGUUAUUCAAUAGUCAUGACAAAACUAUGAGUGGACACUUAACAGGUCCCCAAGCAAGAACUAUUCUUAUGCAAUCAAGUUUACCACAGGCUCAGCUGGCUUCAAUUUGGAAUCUUUCUGACAUUGAUCAAGAUGGAAAACUCACAGCAGAAGAAUUUAUCCUGGCUAUGCACCUGAUUGAUGUAGCGAUGUCUGGCCAACCACUGCCACCUGUCCUGCCUCCAGAGUACAUUCCGCCUUCCUUUAGACGAGUUCGAUCUGGCAGUGGUAUAUCUGUCAUCAGCUCAACGGCAGUAGAUCAGAGGUUACCAGAGGAACCAGUUUUAGAAGAUGAGCAACAACAGCUAGAGAAGAAAUUGCCCGUAACAUUUGAGGAUAAGAAGCGUGAGAAUUUUGAGCGUGGCAACCUGGAACUCGAAAAGCGGAGGCAGGCUCUCCUGGAACAGCAGCGCAAAGAGCAGGAGCGCCUGGCCCAGCUCGAGCGCGCGGAGCAGGAGAGGAAAGAGCGGGAGCGCCAGGAGCAGGAGCGCAAGAGACAACUGGAGCUGGAGAAGCAACUGGAAAAGCAGCGGGAACUAGAACGGCAGAGAGAGGAGGAGAGGAGGAAGGAAAUCGAGAGACGGGAGGCUGCAAAACGAGAACUUGAAAGGCAACGACAACUUGAAUGGGAACGGAAUCGAAGACAAGAACUACUCAAUCAAAGAAACAAAGAACAAGAAGACAUAGUUGUACUGAAAGCAAAGAAAAAGACUCUGGAAUUUGAAUUAGAAGCUCUAAAUGAUAAAAAGCAUCAACUAGAAGGAAAACUUCAAGAUAUCAGAUGUCGAUUGACCACCCAAAGGCAAGAAAUUGAGAGUACGAACAAAUCCAGAGAGUUGAGGAUUGCAGAAAUCACCCAUCUACAGCAACAGUUACAGGAGGCUCAGCAAAUGCUUGGAAGACUUAUUCCAGAGAAACAGAUACUCAAUGACCAAUUAAAACAAGUUCAGCAAAACAGUUUACACAGAGAUUCACUUCUGACACUCAAAAGAGCGUUAGAAGCAAAAGAAGUGGCUCGUCAGCAGCUCCGAGACCAACUGGAUGAAGUUGAGAAAGAAACCAGGUCGAAACUACAGGAGAUUGAUAUUUUCAAUAAUCAGCUGAAGGAACUGAGAGAAAUACAUAAUAAGCAACAACUCCAGAAACAAAAGUCCAUAGAGGCCGAACGUCUGAAACAGAAAGAACAAGAGCGAAAGAUCAUAGAAUUAGAAAAACAAAAAGAAGAAGCCCAAAGACGAGCUCAGGAGAGGGACAGGCUGUGGACUGAGCACACGCAGCCGGACAAUGAGCAGCAGCGGCCAAGGAAGAUUCACGAGGACGAGAAACUCCGGAGGGAGGAGAGUGUCAAGAAGAAGGACGGCGAGGAGAAGGGCAGACCGGACACGCAGGACAAGAUGAGUCGGCUUUUCCAUCAGCAUCAAGAACCCGCCAAGCCGGCUGUCCAGGCGCCCUGGUCCACCACAGAAAAAGGCCCACUUACAAUUUCCGCACAGGAGAAUGUAAAGGUGGUGUAUUACCGAGCGCUCUAUCCCUUUGAAUCCAGAAGUCAUGAUGAGAUCACGAUCCAGCCCGGAGAUAUAGUAAUGGUUAAAGGGGAAUGGGUGGAUGAAAGCCAAACUGGAGAACCGGGCUGGCUUGGAGGAGAAUUAAAAGGAAAGACAGGAUGGUUCCCUGCAAACUAUGCAGAGAAAAUCCCAGAAAACGAGGUUCCUGCUCCAGUCAAACCCGGGCCCGACACGACCUCUACCCCUGCCCCCAAACUGGCCGUGCGUGAGACCCCCGCUCCUGUGGCUGUGACCGCUCCAGAGCCCUCCACGACCCCCAACAACUGGGCUGAUUUCAGCUCCACGUGGCCCACCAGCACGAAUGAGAAGCCAGAAACCGACAACUGGGAUGCGUGGGCAGCCCAGCCCUCACUCACCGUCCCAAGUGCAGGCCAGCUACGGCAGAGGUCAGCCUUCACUCCAGCCACGGCCACGGGCUCGUCUCCAUCCCCUGUGUUAGGCCAGGGUGAGAAGGUGGAGGGGCUACAAGCGCAAGCCCUGUAUCCUUGGAGAGCCAAAAAAGACAACCACUUAAAUUUUAACAAAAAUGAUGUCAUCACCGUCCUGGAACAGCAAGACAUGUGGUGGUUUGGAGAAGUUCAAGGUCAGAAGGGUUGGUUCCCCAAGUCUUACGUGAAACUCAUUUCAGGGCCCAUAAGGAAAUCUACAAGCAUCGAUUCUGGUUCUUCAGAAAGUCCCGCUAGUCUAAAGAGAGUAGCGUCUCCAGCAGCCAAGCCAGCCGUUUCGGGAGAAGAAUUUAUUGCCAUGUACACUUACGAGAGUUCUGAGCAAGGCGAUUUAACCUUUCAGCAAGGGGAUGUGAUUUUGGUUACCAAGAAAGAUGGUGACUGGUGGACAGGAACAGUGGGCGACAAGUCUGGAGUCUUCCCUUCUAACUAUGUGAGGCUUAAAGAUUCAGAGGGCUCUGGAACUGCUGGGAAAACAGGGAGUUUAGGAAAAAAACCUGAAAUCGCACAGGUGAUUGCCUGCUACACUGCCACGGGUCCCGAGCAGCUCACCCUGGCCCCUGGUCAGCUGAUUUUGAUCCGAAAAAAGAACCCAGGUGGAUGGUGGGAAGGAGAGCUGCAAGCACGUGGGAAAAAGCGCCAGAUAGGCUGGUUCCCCGCUAAUUAUGUAAAACUUUUAAGCCCCGGGACGAGCAAAAUCACUCCAACGGAGCCACCGAAGCCGACGGCGUUACCGGCAGUGUGCCAGGUGAUCGGCAUGUACGACUACAUCGCCCAGAACGACGAUGAACUGGCCUUCAACAAGGGCCAGAUCAUCAACGUCCUCAACAAGGAGGACCCCGACUGGUGGAAAGGAGAAGUCAAUGGACAAGUGGGGCUCUUCCCCUCCAACUACGUGAAGCUGACCACAGACAUGGACCCAAGCCAGCAAUGGUGUUCAGACUUACACCUCUUGGAUAUGCUGACCCCCACUGAAAGAAAGCGGCAAGGAUACAUCCAUGAGCUCAUUGUGACAGAGGAGAACUAUGUGAAUGACCUCCAGCUGGUCACAGAGAUCUUUCAGAAACCCCUGAUGGAGUCUGAGCUGCUGACAGAGAAAGAGGGUGCUAUGAUUUUUGUUAACUGGAAGGAGCUGAUUAUGUGUAAUAUCAAACUACUGAAAGCGCUGAGAGUCCGCAAGAAGAUGUCUGGGGAGAAGAUGCCCGUGAAGAUGGUCGGCGACAUCCUGACUGCCCAGCUGCCGCACAUGCAGCCCUACAUCCGCUUCUGCAGCUGUCAGCUCAAUGGGGCUGCCUUGAUCCAGCAGAAGACGGACGAGGCCCCGGACUUCAAGGAGUUUGUCAAAAGACUGGCAAUGGACCCUCGAUGUAAAGGGAUGCCACUCUCUAGUUUUAUACUGAAGCCUAUGCAACGGGUAACAAGAUACCCACUGAUCAUUAAAAAUAUCCUGGAAAACACUCCUGAAAACCACCCUGACCACAGCCACUUGAAGCACGCCCUGGAGAAAGCGGAGGAGCUGUGCUCCCAGGUGAACGAAGGGGUGCGGGAGAAGGAGAACUCCGACCGGCUGGAGUGGAUCCAAGGCCACGUGCAGUGUGAAGGCCUGUCCGAGCAACUUGUGUUCAAUUCAGUGACCAAUUGCUUGGGGCCACGCAAGUUUCUGCACAGUGGGAAACUCUACAAGGCCAAGAGCAACAAGGAGCUGUAUGGCUUCCUCUUCAACGACUUCCUCCUGCUGACCCAAAUCAUAAAGCCCUUGGGCUCAUCUGGCACGGACAAGGUCUUCAGUCCCAAAUCGAACCUGCAGUACAAAAUGUACAAAACACCUAUUUUCCUGAAUGAGGUUCUAGUAAAAUUACCCACUGACCCUUCUGGAGAUGAGCCCAUCUUCCACAUCUCCCACAUUGACCGAGUCUACACCCUCCGAGCCGAAAGCAUAAAUGAAAGGACUGCCUGGGUGCAGAAAAUCAAAGCUGCUUCAGAACUCUAUAUAGAGACUGAGAAAAAGAAGCGGGAGAAGGCGUACCUGGUCCGUUCCCAAAGGGCAACAGGUAUUGGAAGGUUGAUGGUGAACGUUGUUGAAGGCAUUGAGCUGAAACCCUGUCGGUCACAUGGAAAGAGUAACCCGUACUGUGAGGUGACCAUGGGCUCCCAGUGUCACAUCACCAAGACGAUCCAGGACACUCUGAAUCCCAAAUGGAAUUCCAACUGCCAGUUCUUCAUCAAAGACCUGGAGCAGGAGGUCCUCUGCAUCACCGUGUUUGAGAGGGACCAGUUCUCCCCAGACGAUUUUUUGGGUCGGACAGAGAUCCGUGUGGCCGACAUCAAGAAGGACCAGGGUUCCAAGGGCCCAGUUACAAAGUGUCUCCUGCUACAUGAAGUCCCCACAGGGGAGAUUGUGGUCCGCUUAGACCUGCAGCUGUUUGAUGAGCCAUAGGGAGCAGGCCCUGGUGUGCUGGUAGACUUCCUCCAGCCCAAGGCAGCAGGUGCGAUCUGGACAUGGGGUUGCUUUUCUAAGACCACCGUUGGAUGUUCAGCCACAGGGCAACGGAACAGUGAAGACAGGCCCCUCAAAACUUUUAGGAAUAAUUCUCGACAAUCCUUCCCCCGCCCCCAAACAAGUUCCCAUUUUAUGAAGCAGAACUGUCUUCCUUCGUCCUCACUGCAGGCCUCAUCAUGGCUUCUAGGGUCUUUGAAAUCCCAUAGACCCCAGCUAGAUUUGGUUGGGAGUCUGGCCCAUCCCUGGGCCCGAGGCAUGGGUCUGGUCACUGUAAAAUAGAUUUAUAAAUGCAAUGUCUGUAUUUUUGGAGAACUCAUGUAACCUUCCACCAGUCCCCAGAUAGGCCCCUGGGCCCAUGAUGCCUAGUCCUUCGUGUGUUUUAGAAGUAACUAUGAAGGUCUUGCCAUUGCUUCAGAAUCUUAUUCCCCCACCGGGACCUUAUUUGAAAUGCUGCCCUGGAUAUGAUCAGUCGGGGAGGUGGUCUCCAAAUCAGACAGUGGGCUAGCUCUUUGAAGAGCUGGUCCAUGGAAGAUUCUAGCAGGUGCAUUGUUAGAGCCCUUCCAGUGCCCUCCAGGUCUUUUUAUUGAUAGAUGUCAAUGAAAACUAUCACUAGCUACCUUCAGGUGACCCAGUUUUGAUUUCCAGCAUGCUUGGAAGAUGGUUAAGGAAGCUUGUUAUCUACAAAGUUAUACUUUGUUGGAUUAGAUCACCACAGGUCACCUGAAAGGCUACUUUACAAUGUCAUUGGGCCCUGGUUGCCAGCCCGGUUGGAAAAUUCUCUUUGGUUUGGAGGUCCUAUGAUGUUUCAUGACAAGAGUAAUCGCUGGUGACCAGUCCUGAGCCUGCUUUUGCUUGAAUGUGCUGGAUCCUGAUUGUCAUGGGAAAUUCUAGCAGCUGUCUUUGGUGUGUUCCCAAGAAAGAAACGUCCGCAAGACGUGAAAAAGAAAAGUCACGAUCCGGAAGUGGGAUGGAAAGAUGUAAAGGAACUCCAUUACAUGCUGGGGGGAAGGCCCUAGGAGCAUACACGCCUCACAAAUCUGGGGAGGAAGACCCAAGACUCGUUCCCAUAUUCUUCCAUACGCAACCAACCUCUCAGUAAUGGAAACCCAUGUGCUUGUUGCCAGAGUCAGGAACGUAUGACCAUGUGCCAAGCUGUUUGAUUUGAGUUCUUUGAUUUUUUUUUCCCCCCUUAAUAGCCAGGAGAUAGGCUGGUUAACUAGAUAAUAACUCGAUUUGCUAAUGAAAAGUGUGGGCCGUAUUUUGUUCGCAUGUUAAUGUUCUCCUAAUCCCAGUUUGUUGUGGUCAUGACAUGUUCUUUGCAUGUUCUCUUGGUACUGGAGUCCAGCUUUCCUGUGUUAGACAGUGUUCUCUUCGAUUGUAGGUCCUAAUUUAACUAGGGUUGUAGAAGUGCUUUGUUAAGUGGUAGCAUUAACAUAGUGGCCGAGUCUCCACUUUGCUGGGAACUGAAUGCAUAGUGUCAUAAUUUCCCAUAAGAGCUCUGUCAUAUUUCAAGCAAUUUUUAAAAUGUGUGUGUUAGAAAGGGCGACAAAGUUUACAUUUCAUACUUUUAAGAAACACUUUAUUAUUUAUUUAUUGAAGAUAGUGUAGAAUUUUGUAUCGCGAACAAACAGACAUGAGUAUUUUUUAAAACAGACACACCCUUUAGUUAGAAACUUUCAACUGAACACUGUUACAGACCAAGGUGAACUUCAGGCAUGCAUUUGUUUACCACUUCCCAGAAGAAGAUAUAGUGAAAAUACCUUAGGUUUAUAUUUUUUUGACGUUGUUAAGAAACUGUGUGGAAUUAAAUCUAUAAAUAGACAUACAACUUAUGCUUUCCUAUUUCUAUACCCAAUACAGUUUGUUCAGUGUA